CGAAGUCUGUCGUUUAAGAGAGGUUACCCGUAAACAAAAGGUCAAAACGACACGAAUUAGCUGGAAAGGGUUUUGAUCCAAAUCUUGAUAUUCAAUUUGAAAAUUUCACAAUCAAAUCACUAAUCAGAAUCAUUAUCGACUGCAAUGGUCUGCGAAAAGUGUCAGAAAAAAUUAUCGAAGGUGACAGUACCAGACAAAUGGAAAGAAGGUGCAAGCAAUACUACUGAAGGCGGUGGCCGCAAAAUCAACGAGAACAAGCUCCUUUCCAAGAAAAACAGAAAAAUCAAUCAAGGCAAGAGGCUGUUAGCUACAAGUCCUCAAAUUCAUGAUAAGGGUAGCUUGGAAAUUCUUUGGAAAAGCUUGUAAAAAUGUUUACAUUAGAAAGCAUUCUAAAAGUGCAAGUACCUGCCAAGCACUAGAGUCAUUAAGCAGAAUGAAUGGGCUAAUAGAGAAGCCAACAAAGUAUGUUCUUUGUAAUGCACUUAGUUCUUGUGCAAAAACCCUGAAUUGGCAUUUGGGCAUACAAAUCCAUGCAUAUAUGAUUCGAUCUGGAUACGAAGAUAAUUUGUUCCUCUGUAGUGCACUUGUAGAUUUCUAUGCAAAAUGUUUUGCCAUUGUGGAUGCAAACAAGAUAUUUAGGGCCAUGAAACAACAUGAUCAGGUGUCGUGGACUUCACUUAUUGCUGGAUUUUCAGCAAACAAACAAGGAAGAGAUGCCCUCUUGUUGUUCAAAGAGAUGUUAGGAACUCAAAUCAGGCCCAAUUGUUUUACCUUGACUAGUGUCAUUAAUGCAUGUGUGGGGCAAAAUGGAGUCCUUGAACAUUGUCCAACUCUUCAUGUUCAUGUCAUCAAACAAGGAUUUGAUACUAGCAGUUUUGUGAUCAGCUCAUUAGUUGAUUGUUAUGCGAAUUGGGGACAGAUUGAUGAUGCUGUAUUAUUAUUCAAUGAAACUAGUGAGAAGGAUACUGUUAUAUACAAUACAAUGAUAUCUGGAUAUUGCCAAAACCUGUACAGCGAAGACGCUCUCAAACUAUUUGUAGAAAUGCGGGAAAAAAAUAUGAGUCCUACCGAUCAUACUUUAAGUUCCAUUUUAAGUGCUUGCAGCAGCCUUGCAAUGCUUCUUCAAGGAAGACAAGUGCACUCUCUAGUUAUUAAAAUGGGUUCUGAAAGGAAUGUCUAUGUGGCCAGCACUCUGAUUGAUAUGUACUCAAAGGGGGGUGACAUUGAUGAGGCUCAAUGUGUGUUGGAUCAGACUUCUAAGAAGAACACUGUGUUGUGGACGUCCAUGAUCAUGGGUUAUGCUCAAUGUGGGAGAGGUUUAGAGGCUUUGGAACUUUUCGAUUAUUUAUUAACCAAGAAAGAGUUAAUACCUGAUCAUGUCUGCUUUACUGCAGUCUUAACAGCUUGUAAUCAUGCCGGAUUUAUUGACAAAGGGGAGGAAUAUUUCAACAAAAUGAUAACAAACUAUGGUUUGUCUCCUGAUAUAGAUAUAUAUGCUUGCUUGAUUGAUCUUUAUGCUAGAAAUGGAAAUCUGAGGAAAGCAAGGGAUUUAAUGGAGGAAAUGCCUUAUGAUCCAAAUUGUAUAAUCUGGAGUUCGUUCUUGAGUGCUUGCAAGAUUUAUGGAGAUGUAGAGCUUGGAAGGGAGGCCGCUAUUCAGCUCAUUAAGAUGGAACCAUGUAAUGCUGCUCCAUAUUUAACUCUAGCACAUAUCUAUACAACAAAAGGAUUAUGGAACGAAGCUUCUGAAGUUAGAAGCCUUAUGCAACAAAGGGUUAAAAGAAAACCUCCAGGGUGGAGCAUGGAGUUGGGUAGAGGUAGAUAAACAUAAUCAUGUCUUUGCAGUUGAUGAUGUUACCCAUCAACAAUCAAAUGAAAUAUAUGCAGAGUAAGAAAGUAUUUACUUUGAAAUUUUAGAAUUUUCACCCUAUGUAGUAGAGGAUAUCAAUAUUCAAGCAUAGAUUCUCACAUGGAAUGCAUGUUCCAAUUUAUGAUGGAAAAAGUUAUUACUUCCAUGCCAUUAAACAAUGCAUGACUGUUACUAGAUGAUUACAAACAGUGGUUGAAUUUCACUUCCUGAAAACCAUAGAGAUUGCCUAAAAACACUUUUGUGGAUCUGUGAUAUUUUACAGAUCUCAAGGAUUUGUUCUGUCUGCUGUUUGACAUGGAGAUAAUGUGUAAAGCUAGUAAGUAGUAAUAAAAGGUUUACUUUCUUACUGCAUCCUCAAAGUAUUAGUUUCUUAAUUGAAGUUUUUUCUUUAUGGAAUUAUUAGUUUCUGAAAAACUUGAUAUUCAAAGGUAGACUUCCUAUUUACAAUUUGUUAGUUAUGAAUGUUGAAUUUAAAGGCUGAAAAAGAAGUAUUUCAUUUGGCCUCCAA
Medicago truncatula (barrel medic) is the source of this 2375-nucleotide messenger RNA. RefSeq names its product pentatricopeptide repeat-containing protein At2g13600. The coding region runs from base 326 to 1822 and encodes 498 amino acids. Gene Ontology annotation, cellular component: intracellular membrane-bounded organelle. The record is from RefSeq and is a predicted model, not a curated record. Gene Ontology annotation, molecular function: protein binding; RNA binding. The transcript has 4 exons. Gene Ontology annotation, biological process: RNA modification. NCBI's taxonomy places the organism in Eukaryota, Viridiplantae, Streptophyta, Magnoliopsida, Fabales, Fabaceae.